This is a messenger RNA of Galleria mellonella (greater wax moth), 13435 nucleotides long. RefSeq names its product beta-TrCP (gene slmb). The transcript has 12 exons. Gene Ontology annotation, molecular function: protein dimerization activity. The record is from RefSeq and is a predicted model, not a curated record. NCBI's taxonomy places the organism in Eukaryota, Metazoa, Arthropoda, Insecta, Lepidoptera, Pyralidae. The coding region runs from base 137 to 1735 and encodes 532 amino acids.
AUGAAAAAUUUAAAAAAGUCACAGUCUUGACGUCAUGCGAAUGUCUUGAAUGAUGAAUAUUUAGCGAAUGUGAUUUGGUUAAUUUAGUGACUAUUUUAGUGGACUCAUAUUAAUGUGUUUAGUGAAAUAACAAAAAAUGGAGACUGAAAGGAUGAUAGAAGAUACAAUACCACCACAGGUGACGUCUCUAACAUGCCUGGACAGCGGCGUGCGUCCAGCGCCGAGCAGCGCGGCGUACGCGGCCGAGAGGGACGCCUGUCUCAACUUCUUCUCGCGGUGGAACGAAACAGAUCAGGUGGAGUUCGUGGAACAACUACUGGCGCGCAUGUGCCACUAUCAGCACGGUCACAUUAAUGCAUACCUCAAACCGAUGCUGCAGAGGGACUUCAUCAGCAUGCUGCCCAAGAAAGGCCUGGACCACGUGGCCGAGAACAUCCUGUCGUACCUGGACGCGAGCUCGCUGUGCGCCGCCGAGCUGGUGUGCCGCGAGUGGCAGCGGGUCAUAUCCGAGGGUAUGCUCUGGAAGAAGCUGGUCGAGAGGAAAGUGCGGACGGACUCGUUGUGGCGGGGCCUCGCCGAGCGGAGGGGCUGGAUACAGUACUUGUUCAAGCCAAAACCGGGAUGCCAGCACCCGUCGCAUUCUUUCUAUAGACAACUGUACCCCAAGAUAAUCCAGGACAUAAGAUCGAUCGAGGACAAUUGGAGAAUGGGCAGGCACAACCUGCAGAGGAUAAACUGCAGAUCAGAGAACUCGAAAGGUGUUUACUGUCUCCAGUACGACGACAACAAGAUCGUGUCCGGUCUCAGAGAUAACACCAUCAAGAUAUGGGAUAGGAAGACGUUGCAGUGUGUUAAGGAAUUGCAAGGUCACACAGGAUCAGUACUAUGUCUCCAGUAUGACGAGAGAGCCAUUAUAUCAGGCUCUUCAGACAGCACGGUGCGUGUGUGGGACGUGAAUACUGGCGAGAUGCUCAACACGCUGAUACAUCAUUGUGAAGCUGUACUGCAUCUCAGGUUCUGCAACGGCAUGAUGGUCACAUGCAGUAAGGACCGGUCGAUAGCCGUGUGGGACAUGACGUCCACCACGGAGAUCCUGCUGCGGCGGGUACUGGUGGGACACCGCGCGGCUGUCAACGUGGUCGACUUCGACGAGAAGUACAUCGUGAGCGCGAGCGGGGACCGCACCAUAAAGGUGUGGAACACGUCGUCGUGCGAGUUCGUGCGCACGCUGAACGGGCACAAGCGCGGCAUCGCGUGUCUGCAGUACCGCGACCGGCUCGUCGUGUCCGGCUCCUCCGACAACACCAUCCGCCUCUGGGACAUCGAAUGCGGCCAGUGCAUCCGCGUGCUGGAGGGGCACGAGGAGCUCGUCAGGUGUAUACGGUUCGACAACAAGCGCAUAGUGAGCGGCGCGUACGACGGCAAGAUCAAAGUGUGGGACUUACCUGCAGCGCUGGACGUCCGCACCCCGCACCAGGACCUCUGUCUGCGGACCCUUGUCGAGCACACGGGCCGCGUGUUCCGGUUACAGUUUGACGAGUUCCAAAUAGUGUCGUCGUCGCACGACGACACCAUACUGGUGUGGGACUUCCUCAACUACGGCGGCGCGUCGCCGCGCGAUGGCGCUGCGGGCGCGGCGGGCGCGGCGGCCGGCGCGCUGCCGCGCCCGCGCUCGCCCGACGCCCCGCUGCCGCGCCCGCGCACGCCCGACCACGACAGGGACCUCUACGACUAGGUAAAAAAUAUCGCAUUAAGGACAUUGGUUGUGAUGCGGUAACAGUGAAGUGUGAUACAGUGACACUGAAGUGAGUGUACCAGGCGAACAUGAGUCGGUAGUUGUUACCAAUACGACUUUGAGGCCUAUGAGGUCGCGACAAGUGUAUUCAUAAGGCCGCUCGCAUGAUCGUAUGUUUAUAUCUAUAUAAGGUUGAUUGUGAACUAUUUUGAACUGUAUAUCAGAGUGUAUAGAGUUCAAAGUCUAAUACAGUGGAAUGUUUGAUAUUGUAAAAUAUAUUUAUUAUACAGAAAGUGUAAAGAAUUGCCGGGGAAUUGGAUUGUGAAAUUGGACUGUAUUGGUCAUAUAUAAUAAGGUUCAAAUUUAAGGCGGAUAUUUUAAAGGGUGCUUAUUAACAUAAAAAUAAAAAAAGAAUAAAAAAUAAAGAAAUAUAUAACGCAUUAAAUUAUUAGAAAUGAUUUAUGUAAAAAGUAUCAAAUCGGUAUGGAAAUAAUUCGAUUAUUUUAAUGAUAAUAAUCAAGCAUUAAAAUAUCCUGAUCUGAUUGUGAUCUUGUAUGAGGUGAAAUUGAGCUCGUAAGUUUGUGUGUGAAAUUUAAAAAAAAAAAUAGGAAAAUAUGUAAUUAUAAUUUGGAAAAAAAAAACAAAUUUACACAUUUGAAAUAUCAAAUACGAGAUAAAAAUAGUCUAUAUGUCCCUCUCUAUCUCAUAUGGUACGUGUAUACCAAGUUAUAUAGUGAUUGUGGUUGAGCCGUUAAUUAAGGGGCGGGGGGAGGGAGGGGGGUGUUCAGUCCCAUACAGACAAACUCACUAUCACAUUUAUCAUUGUUAGUAAACAGUUUCAAUUUCACCCUACACAGAACGCUGUCAUUACAUGACUUACAUUAUAUUUGGCAUGGGUAAUAUAUAGUUACAAUAUAUAUAUAUUGGUACAAUAUCGGAUAUAUUAAAUAUCGCUUAUCCAAUAUAAUAUCGAAUUGAGGACCGCGAACGUAAUUUAUUAUGUAAAUAUCCGACCGAUACGAGCGAUUUUUCGAUAUCAAUAUCCAACCAAAUAUAUAGAUAUCGGAACGGUACGAUAUUACCCACGCCUGUUUUAUUAUAGGAAACGAAGACUUACAUGAAUUACUAGCGGUUAUUUUUAUUAAGGCGAAGCUUGUUGAAGCUUUUUAAGGCGAAUUUGUAUAUCAUUAAAGAGAGGCGUCGCGAGCAAUCGUAUAUCGAAUUUUCAUCACCGUUUCAGUAUUUGUUAGUGGUGAUCGUUUCCAAGUGUGCAUAAUGUGACCUUCACUGUACGAGGUCUAAAAUGACCGCUUUAAGGUGUUCACCUAUGUAUUUUGUAUAAAAAAAAACUCAUGUUAAAAUAAGUAAUAAACAUACAUUUACCAGAGGGAGACUGUAUAAAAGUCGAUUGCUUAGGUACCUCUGUCCCUAUCGUGUUUCUACCCUGAAGCAGUUGUGUUUGCAUGGCUGUGUUUCGGUUUGAAGGGUGCGAUAUGGCAGUGAAUUUACAGGGUACAGAGGAAUAACACCUGAGUCCUCAGGAAUAGAAACGCAUGGGGGGUAUCAUGGGCGAAACAGUAUACUCUGUUAUGUCCAUGGUACUGCUCAUGUCUAUAGGCGAUGGUUACCACUUUCCAUCAGGUAGGCCGUCAGCUUGUUUGCCAUUCUAAGUUGUAUAAAAAUAAAAAAUAAAAAACAUAUAUAGAAAAUUUAUAAUGAAAUAUCAAAUAUGGAUCGUUUUAGGUGUAUAUUAUGAACGCACGAAAGUGGUCAUUUUAGAUCUCCGGGUUGGGGACACGAAACAGGCGGUGAAGUAGUGUUGGGCAGAAUGAUAUUUCGCUCCACUGUCUAACCCGUAUGAGAGAUAGCGUGAAGAUAUGUACUCGUAGAUAGAAUGACGAAACUACCCCAAUUUGAAGAUUAAAAAAAUACAAAUGUUUCUUUUUCUCAUAAAAAAAUUACGCUUGGCUUUUUUUUUAAUUUUGCAAUAAUUUAAAAUGAUGUUUAUAUAGGUAUAUGAACACGAAACUGAAAAGUACCGCCGGGGAAAAAUCUUGUGUAAGAAUUAAUAUGAUUUGUUUUUAUAAUUUGCGUGCAUACGUUAACUAAAAUGUCCUAUAGUCAGUUUUAAUCAUCACCAUUAUUUCAGCCGUUAAUUGUCCACUGCUGGACAUAGGCCUUCCCCUUAAGAAGAGUUUUGCUAGUAGUUGCCACGCUUGGCAGGCGGGUUGGCAAGCGCGGUACAGUUUUUGUGAUGUUUAAACAGUGAAUCUGUUGCCCAUUCCUAGACCAUUAAGCCCCCUUAGUCGCCUCUUACGACACCCACGGGAUAGGAAAGGGUGGCACAUUCUAUGCCGGGACCACAACACGUUUGUUUCAAUAGAACUUGAGAAUGUGAAACGAGUUAUUGACUCUACCAAAAUACCGUCUGACUGAUAUUCAAUAAUAGUAUAAAACAAUUGAUUUUGUUGAUUGAUGAUUGGCGCUGAUCAUCUCUAUUGACGGCUGUUGCCACUUCCAUCAGGUGGGCCGUCAGCUUGUUUACCAUUCUCAUUUGUCUAACGUAAAAUCCUGACCUCCUUGCGGUUCUCCCAUGGUUAAUUCCUGAUGAAUUCAUCAUGAUGGGCCAACUGGCCUGUUUUCAUUCUCAUCUAUCACCCUUCACUGGUGCUCCGCCAGCGUAUCCCGUUAGCGCAGCGUAUACCGUACCAUUUUCACCCGUCAAAAAAAUAACGUAAAAUCCUGAACAAGACACCAAAUUUAGCGUCUCCAACAGUGAUUCGUACAUUUAAAUUGCAUUUCCCCUGCAAAUUACAAAUCAUCAUUUCAGCCAUUAUCCGUCCACUGCUGGACAUAGGCCUCCCCCAUAGACCGCCAUAAAGAACGGUCCUGACCCACCUGCAUCCACUGACUCCCUGCAAUGCAUUUCAGAUCGUCACUCCAUCUAGUGGGGGAUUGUCCUACACUGCAUUUUCCCGUAGAGGGUCGCCACUCAAGAACCUUUCUUCCCCAUCGGUUGUCGGUUCUUCGAGCUAUGUGACCAGCCCAUUGCCACUUCAGCUUGCUUAUCCUUCGGGCUGUAUCUGUUAUUAUGGUCCUUUUGCAGAUAUCCUCGUUUCGGAUUCAUAUACGCAAAAAGACUCCGAGCAUAGCCCCCUCCAUAGCCCAAUUUUAAAAAUAGUAGCCCCAAAUUACAAAUACUAGCCUAAAAAACUAAAUACUAGUUCUGUUGUGUGCUGUUUCUAUGUUCAGACAAUUCUUUUUUAUUUUCCGAGCAUAUAAUGUUUUUUUUUAAGAUUUUUUUAAACAAAUAGUUACUCUUUCUUCCCCGGCUGUACAAUUGUACUAAAAAUGUAGGAGACAAAAAAAUUAGUUAUUUUUUUCUUUUAUAAUUAAAUGCUAGAGAAAUAAAUAUAUUGAUUGUGUGCUAUGAGAGAGGCUUUCUAUAGUACUUUAGGUAGUUUAUGACCAAUUUGACUUUAGCUUUGCCUAACUUAAGAUUUUAAAGUACGCCAUCCGAAACCUUAGUGCUGUAACGUUAAAGUUGAUAUUCCAUUGAAGCUAAAGUUGAUAUACUUGUACUGAAUUGAUGCUCUCCUAGUACGGAAGAUCGAAAAAUCAAUAUAUUGAACAAAGUUCGCGUCAGAAUAGAGAAGUUUACAUUAUACUCUGUGUAGGUGGCGCCACCGUGUUACAACGUAACGACAUGACAGUUUUUGGAAGUCUAAAAACAGAGAGUGAGUGAAAAAAUAACGGCCGAAAAAUAUCCUUAAACGUCUAUUACAGACUACAGACUGUAACGGAGAUGAAGUUUGUUUACGUCAUAGCACAGUGGCGCUCCCUAUCGUAGUAAAUUUACUUUUAAUUUUUCUAAAUGACGCGACGUAUCGUUGCUACUUUCUGUGCGCCUAGUCGCGAUAAUCACUAUGGUGUCGAAGAAUCGGCUCGACACUUCUGUUGACAAAAUUAAAAAAUGAAUCUAUGCAACCACUUGGAGGUACCAACAAAAUAAAAUAAAUGAUUAUUCGUAGUAUUGUACAAUUAUUUAUAAUAUGCUUGUUUUUAAAAUAUUGAUAUCAAUAGGUAUCAUACGAGACGUUAUUACUUUAUAGUAUACAAUUUUCGAAUUCACCGUACUGGUUACAUAGAUUUCAUGCAAUUUUCCUGUUUGAAGUAACGCGGGUCUCAUGAUGAUAUCAAAUUAUUUUUCUUCAAGACGCGCGCCCUUUUUGUCUUGUCAGAUUUAAAUAAAGAAUGAUAGAUAUUUAAAAUGUAUAUAAAGAGUAUAAGGCUGCGUUUCCAUUCGGCCAGCAAAAUUGCAGGCUUUCGUCGUUUAAAAAAAUCGUACUUAACGUAUCGUAAUUAGGUACAAAACCAAUUGGCGAAUACAAAGAAAUGAUGUAGAUAAAUAAUAAUAACACUAGAUACAAUUAUUCAUAGUGUAAUAGAGAAUGCGAAGCUUCGAAUGUUCGUAUAAUUAAUAGCAAGAAAUUUGAAUAUGGAAUAUUCUAAAUUCGAUUUAAAUUUAUGUGUUAAGUGUGGAAAAAAUGGCAAAUGUAUUGAAGGAAUUAAAAAAAAAAACUAGGCUGUUGUAUAAAGGCCCUUUUACACGAUAUUGGGGCGUCUGUAACAUAGAUAUGAUCCUAUGUAUGAUAAUGUAACCCUUAAUUUGCUACUUCUAAGGACCUGAGCCUCUGAUAGCUAUUCGAAUAUUAAAUAUUGUAAACGAAGUUAUGCAUUGUUGAAAAUUAUAUUAGAAUAGCUUUUGCCCGUUGCUUCGUACGCGCGGAUUUUGACAGUAGAAACGCCACUAGAUGGCGUACAAGAUGAAGCAUAUACCAGAUUUUAAAUUGGACAUUCAGGAACAUAACUGUGAACAGCAUCCGAUUUGGUGCAGUUGUUUUUGUGUAAUGGAAAAAAAAUAAUAAGUACAGACAAAGAGACAUUUUUUAAUAAUGUAUUUUUCUUAUUAAGAUCUCUCGUAUAUUUUUUUUUUCUUAAAUAUCUCCCCUGCAGUUAUGUCGUUAGCGUCCUUCGAAGGGAGUGAUCCCCUAGUGAAAUAAAAAAUUUUUUCACUAAAAAAAUAUGGGUCGAAAAAUGACUAAAAAAAUGUUGCUGUCAAGUUUCGUAUCAUCAUCAUCAUCAUCUUCAUCAUCAUCAUCAUCAUCAAUAUAUCAGACAUUAACUGCUCACUGCUAAACAUAGGCCUUCCCCCCCAUAAAGAGGGGUUUUACCACGCUUGACAGGCUGGUUUGGUAUGGGCAGCUCAAUUGUCUGUUGUUUUUCGACCCAUGUGGUGGAACUUGUUCUUAGUAUAUCUAAGAGGCAAACGAAUUAUACAUUUUUGCCCAAGCAUACGCAUGUGAUAGAAUGAGAUAGCAAGUCAGCCUUUUUGUUCUUACUCAUGUGAGUACGAGAACGGACACGUGUCUGUCGUUAGAUGCGUUUGCCUUGCUUAGGAAGGCAAUUUCACUAGUAGAACUGCCCCCUGGGCCAGUAGGCAAGUUGUAAAUGACUUCGUUGUACCAGGCAUACAUAAGUUGUUAAGUGCCUAUCGCUUUACAUGUGUUCGAUUGAAGAGUAUGGGUGUCAGUGGAAAUGCGGCCUAAAUGUAUGUGUUUAUUACCACAAACAGGUUUAAGCUAAUGCUACAUUUAGCAUAUUAUUGUUCGGGUGUUUUCGGCAACCGAAAGCCGGUGGCCGAACGUAGCAGUCAGAAUCUAUCUAUAUCUAUAUCGCUGCCACUCGGUGUGAAUGGACCCUACAGGAGUUCGAAAUUCGAACGUGAACGGAAUGAACCCAAAACUGGCGUUCGAUUUUAAUCUUAUUUUUAAAAAUAAUAAUAUGUAUAUGCCGUCCUUCUCGUUAUUGUAUAGUUAAACAAGGAUAGACAAUAUUUUUCGUUGUGGCAAAUUAAAUUUGCAGUUCUCUAUCUCAAUUUUUUUUUUUACAAUGGCUGCUGUUAUGUUUUGCGAUGUCCAUACACGUGCGUAGCGGGAAUUUUAUGAACUCAGUGUUUCUGUCGUUUCCGACAAUUAUUUCGACUCCAUCCGGUAGUCUUCAAGGGGCGUAAGGUGCAUUGCAUCACAGCGUCUCUGUCGAAUUGUGGGCUGCAGCUCGCAGAGCCCGUGAAGACGUUGGUGCCGUAGAGGGGUGUGGAGGUGGGGGGGAGAUAGUGGCGGAGUACAUCGUAUUAAGAAAUUAACAUAAAUUUUAGAAAUAAUAUUGUUUUAGUUAAAUUGUAUUUUGAAUUAACUGGGAUCAAAAGGGGAAAUUAUUUAAAAAUAUUUUAAAUGCGUUUGGGAGUCUUAAAUAGUAAAUAAGUUGGAAAGAAUAUGAAGAGAUGGUAUUUAUUGCGUGGUGUAAUUAGAGACACAUUAGGCCCGAAUAGCAGAAGGAUGUGGGUUCGAAUCCAUUCAGAAUGUGUACGAAAUAUAAAUUCUUCAGUCUAUUAAUAAUUUAAAGAGAAACUGUUUGAAACUAGCGACCCGCCCCAGCUUCGCACGAAUCUCUUGAAUAACUCUAUCUAUUAAAAAAAACCGCAUCAAAAUCCGUUGUGUAGUUUUAAAGAUCUAAGCAGACAGUUACAGACGGGAAGCAGAAUUUAUCAGUGUGAGUACAACGAGAUCCAUUUAAUUUCGAUUACAAUUGACUAUUUCAUUUCUAUGGUGCCCUAGUACAUCUCUCUUUUCAUUUAAGAGUUUCCUCUUGUCGGUGCAACUAAUUCAUGCAUCUUCCUCCAGCCAGCUCUAUCCCAGGCCAUAUCCUUUAUCUCCCUAUACGAUAUGACGCCUAGUGUUUCCUUUAUCUGUCCCAUGUAGUUAAUCCUCGGUCUUCCUCUUCCUCUUUUGCCCUCUAUCUUUCCUUCUACUAUUCUCUACUGAAUGUUAAAUCUACUUAAACGAGCAUAAAUACAGUAAAAAGAUUACUUACUGAUUAUUCCCGUUUGAAACUGUUUUUUUUUUCCUCUAACGAUCAGUUUUUUUAAUGAAUCUUUUUUUUUUUUUCUAAAACUUGUUUUUUUUUUUGUAAAACGAACGACGAACUAAAUUUUAAGUCUUCCACACCAGUAAGGCCUGUCCAGUUGUUUUGAAGUCUCGUAUCGAAGUCUCUAUUUUUUUUUUGUCCUUUUUGAUUCCGAUUCUUGGUCUGUUAUGUUUAAUUUAUAACUUUUUUUUCCAUUUUGCUGUCAUGUUGGCAAUGUUGGAAUUGUUUUAAAACACUGUAUUGACAGUUGCUAUUAAUUUAUCAAAUGGACAGUAGCGAGAAUGUUAACAAGUUUUCUUUCUUAGAAAAAACUUUUUUUUUAAAUAUCCUUUAGAGUAAUGUUUUUUUUUUUUUUUUUUGUAAAUGUAUUGAUAAAUUAAAAAAAAAUGUCUUGUUUAUUACUGAAACAUUUGUAAAACUAGUUGCUUUUUGUUAAAGUUCAAAGUUUAGAGAGGAUUAUAAAUAAAAGUGACUAGUUUUUUUUUGCAUAGAUAUAUUGUUAAAAUAUGAAUUUCAUGUUCAAUAUUGCUCUAAUAUUGCGUAUUGCGCCCCAAUAAAUACAGUGCACCCACAGUUAAAGGCAUUCCGUUAUCCGUAUCCACUGGCGAGGACGGGAUGCCUAAACGAACCAUCUAGAACAAGAUUUUCUAAACUUUUAAGAUAAUGGAACGUCCACCAAAUACCAUUAUUUUUUUAUGGAACCCUAUAUCAAAGAUUACAAAUCAAAAACACUGUAAUUUAAAUAAGAACAGAAGCUUUUAUUAGAAAUAUUUUAAAAGUAUAACACUUUAUAGUUUCCUUUAAUUUUUAGUGUGAAGAAUGAAAUUGUUUCACUGUGUUAAUAAUUUCGCGGAAUUCUGGUAACUUUUUUACGGAACCCUCUUUAGGUAUCGCUUGCUUAGAACGUCCAAAAAAAAAAGAAUGUCAUAUACAGAUAGAUACAUGUCACAUCUGUCUCUCAUUAGGACAGUAUUGGACGGGUACAUGGGAAUUAGUUUCCAGUUGGCUUUUGCCGUCUUUCUGGUUGUCCGGCUCGAAUUAACAACCAUUAUACGUUUACUUACGACUGUGUCCCCCCUCUGUGACAUUUCGAGCAGCUUGAUUAUGUGACUCGAAACAAUUUGCAAUGGUCAAAAAUCGCACGAUAUUUUCCGUCAUUUUUGGCUUAUUUUGUAAUACCUAGGAGCGUUGAGCGAGCGACAGUGCUUCCUCUGCUGAGCGAUUUAGGAAUUAAAAUGACUAUUAUGAAUUAAUUCUGUUUUGCCACUUGAUCGUUUCUACUGUUUGUAAGUGAAAAGUUCAAUAACCUAUGUAGCGAUUAGGAAGCAAUCGUGCAAUAGAAUCCCAUUUUUUCGACAGUUAAUCGUUCGCGAAGUGUUCGCUAUAUGGGAAAUUAAAUCUCAAGUUAGAUCGGCCGCUGUUACGCGUAGACUGAUGUAGCGAUAUCGUGCCUCCUUUCCCGAGGCAGAAAUAUUUUUUCUACCCACACAUUUGUAUACUUUUUUCAGCAAUCAAUCCAACUCUUGCCAGUAACUUUGCCCAUCACUAGGUCUUAUACCUCCUUAAAGUGAAAUGUCCAAUGAGCCGAUUUUAUCUAUCGUGCUGUCUCUUUCUUUCGAGCUGAUUUCUCAGUUUGAAAGAAAGUGACGGGUGACUAAUUUUUUGUUUUAUUAUUAAAGACUGUGUGUAUUUUAUACGCACAGAUAGGAUACGUCUAAUCGUAUGUAAAGUUUGAAUGUUCCGCCUUUUGUUAUCUUUCGUUGAACAUUGAUGAUUUUAUAUUUAAUUUGUCACGAAUAUUUACAUGUACGUUUCAAAUCAUAGACAUUGAUAGAGACAGAUGGCGCAAUUGCCUCAAUUUUUUAUAAGUACUAAAAGUCAAAACGUGUUACUAAUUAAUUUUGAUGUUACUAAAGCAAUUUUUUUUGGCAACAAAUAAGCCGCGCUACAGUUGCACGGUAUCGAGGCUUAAUGUUUUAGUUCUCAGGUAUGGUAACGCGUGAAAGGCGAUACAGUGUACUCUGUUAUGUCCACGGUACUGUUCGUGUCUAUAGGCGACGGUUAUCACUUUCCACCAGGUGGGGCGUCAAUUUGUUUGCCAGUCAUCUUUUUACAGUAGGUUUUGCGUGCGUUGACAGUCGGUCAGGACAAAAUAUUUUAUUUUAUAUAUCAUUAAAUCGAAGAGAAGUCAACUGGUUUCUACUGUGUCUAAUUUAGGGAUGAAAAUAUUCAGUUGCGCCGUCUAAUUGAAUCUGUAUCUAUGGUUAAAACUUUGUUUUUUUUUAUAUAUACAUUUCAAAUGUAAAAUGAUGAAUCCCAUUGCCCAGCAGUGGACAUGUGUUAAAUUACAACAAAUUACAUUUGGCGUUUCCAACGCCAUCUGUACGAGUAGAUAGGACUAAUACACGCUCUGAAGUAUUUAUAGGGUCUUAAAUAAAAACGAUUUCAGCGGUUUCAGAUUGUCUGUAUAUUCGUUCGUUUAGAAUUUCCUAUUUCGUCGCAACUCAUAAAUGGCGAACCAAAAAUAGGGAUGAAUUGGGAAAUUUUAAAUACUUAUGUGUGAAUGAAUCGGGAAUUAACCAAUAAUAAAGGCUCCUUAAAGGACUAGCCUCUGGAACGCGUUGCUUUAUUGUAGCAUAAGGUAACGCUUAAACCAGCGUUGCCUUGCAACUAGUGAUGUCCGAGUCGGUUCGACUCGAGUAUUGACUCGAAUAGAUUAAUCGACUCGAGUACUCAAUAUAGAGAACUCGGGUACACUGUAUUCGAAUAUAGGUUUCGAGUAUGUACUGUACUCGAAUAAUAUACGUGCGUUCAUAAGUUUUUUUUUCUCUAUUCCAGCAUUUUUUUUAAUAUUUUUUUUAAUUACUAAAGAAAAAUCAUUAGGUUACUCUGAACAUUAGUUAUUCUUCAUAAAAGUUUAGGUUAAGAAUUAAAAAAGUACUCUUAGACUGAUAAAGUACUCGAAUACCCGUACGAGUCCUCGAGCCUUGUCAUGUCCGAGUCCAAACUCGAGUCGGUGUUCGAUUGCCUUUUUUUUAACGAGUACCUAAAAUAUUGAAUAUCGAAGAAGGCCGUGUCGGCACAUCACUAGUUGCAUCGCUAAAACCGCGUUUAGCCCCGUACGCCUUACGCCAUUUUUUUAUUGUGUAAAUUAAAUUGUAUGUAAUAAAUUGUAUAGCAAGUAACCGAAUCGUCUCGCAUGUGUAUAUAUGGCUUUAAUUAUAGUUUUAAAAUUUAUUUUAUAUCCAUUUCUAAUUUAUAUUUGAACGAAAGUGAGUGAGCAUAUGUUGUAGGUACUUAAAAAUUCAUAUAGAGCGUUUAUACCAAGUUUUGUACAUAUAAUAUAUGUAAAACACGUGUUUUCUUUUUUUUUUUUUUUUUUGUUAUUUAGGUGUUGUAACACCUGUUUCCACUGUACCACCAAAAUAUAUGUUACAAACAUGUUUUUCUUGCAAUAUGUAUUUUUGUGGAAAUGUGAUAUUUACACGAGGAAACGGGCUGACUGAUUGAUAUAUAAUAGCCUUAAAAGAUGGGUCCUGCUAGAUCUAGAAGCAUGGAAUUUGGCUAAGAAAGGGUUUUUGAGAAUUCGUCCCUGAAAGGGGAUGAAAGUUUGAAUGGAAGUUGCUGAUGACAAGUGUCAUCGGGCAACAUAGUGUUUAACUUUUUAAAAUAGUUGUCGACGGUUUAGGUAGAUAAUGAUAGCACGUUCAGCGUUUGCGUGAUAUAAUCGUUUACCAUCAGGCGGGCCGUGUGGUUUAUCACUAAAUGUAAAUAGAAAAAAGUAUAUUGCACAAUGUAACUGAAUUGAGACUUUUUUUGAAGUCGAUAGUUGAAAGAUAAUCAUAGCUAAGAUGCUAGAUUACAUAGUCUGUGCAUGAGAUAGAACGAAACAACAACAUAUCGCGUCUUUUUCUCUCUUAUGAGUGCUCUAAACUAAUAGUAUUUGUCGAAUGUAUAAUGCAGUAGAAACUCCUUAUUUACGCUUCCUUUGUUCCGUUGUCAAAUGCUAACGCCGCUGUAUAAGUGGUUCGACUUUCCAUAUUGACGGUUUCAGUAUUUGCCACAUAUUUAAGGAAAACAUACACUCCGCGAAUAAAGAGCUUUUACUGUACUUAUUUGCCACCUCACUAUGGCAGGCAUAAUUUGUUGAGAGUUUUUCCAUUUCUAAAGUCUUCAUUUAAAAAAAAACCAGUCGGGACCAACGGUUUGGAGCGUCAGACCAAUGUGAAAUUUAAAUAAGCUAUUUAUUGAAAUUUGAUCUUUAGUAACAUUUAUAUUUUGGGCUCAAAACCGCUCGCUCACUUUCGUUUAAAUACGUCUCAUUUAUAUUUGACACUCCGCCAUUUUUCGCGCCAAUCGAUCUCAGCGGAACAAGGAGUGAAGUACCAUAAAUAAUUUCCUAAUUUUUUUUUUAUUGUAUAGUCUAGGUUUAGAGAUGUAAUAGUUUUUAUUAAUCCAUGCAGUAUACAAAUGGCUAUUAUGUUUUAAUCUAUAUUUGUAAUACACUACUUUGUAAUAAUAAUUUUUUUUUUUUUUAAUGAAAAGUUACGUAAUAAAAAAUCUAUUGAUAUUGGAGCGUUUCCUUCCAUGACUAUAGAUUAUGAAUAUAGAUUAGUCGAUUAUAAAUAUAAAUAAAUAGACUGCUUAUAGGUUUUGUUUGUAAUAUUCAUAUGGAACUGUAAAUAAUUUCUUAAUAAUAAAUAAAUGAAUGUC